Molecule: messenger RNA, 1623 nt
Organism: Anopheles marshallii
Lineage: Eukaryota; Metazoa; Arthropoda; Insecta; Diptera; Culicidae
Gene: Aldh7A1
Product: putative aldehyde dehydrogenase family 7 member A1 homolog
Exons: 2
Coding region: 1-1623 (540 amino acids)
Molecular function (GO): aldehyde dehydrogenase (NAD+) activity
Source: RefSeq, a predicted model, not a curated record
AUGUUAGGUGCACUGUUACAGAGAACGCCCAAAUUGUCCAACGUGUUCUAUAAAGUCAGCAGUGCUAAAUUCGCUAGAGGCAUGGCAACCUACUUGGUAGAAGACGAUAGUUACAGUUUCUUGAAAGAUCUCGGACUGCAGCGUAUAAAUAGCGGCGUUUACAAUGGAGAAUGGAUUGCCGGUAAAGCAAAUACGAUUAAAUCUAUAGAUCCGGGAACUGGCCGAGUAAUAGCAGAAGUAACUACGGGCACGGAGCAGGACUUGGAACGGUGUCUUACUGCUGGUGUAUCUGCAUUUCAAGAAUGGAAAAAAUUACCAGCACCCUUCCGAGGAGAGAUCGUUCGUCAGAUUGGUGAUGAGUUGCGCAAGUUUAGAGAUCCGCUCGGUAAGUUGGUAGCGUUGGAGAUGGGCAAAAUUCUACCGGAAGGUGUAGGUGAGGUACAGGAGUUUGUGGAUAUAUGCGACUACGCCGUCGGAUUGUCGCGCAUGUUUGGUGGAUUCAUUUUUCCUUCUGAGCGGGCACAGCACACUAUUCUGGAGAAAUGGAACCCGCUUGGAUUGGUCGGUGUGAUAUCGGCGUUUAACUUCCCAUGUGCAGUUUUUGGGUGGAAUACGGCAAUCGCACUUACCGUUGGAAAUACGGUAGUGUGGAAAGGUGCUCCAAGUACGUCGUUGGUGAGCGUUGCUACUACCAAAAUCGUGACAGAUGUAAUUAAGCGCAACAAUCUUCCACCUAUUGUGACACUUUGUCAGGGUGGUGAUGAAAUAGGCAAGCAAAUGGUUAAAGAUGAACGCGUCAAAUUGAUGUCAUUCACCGGUAGUACUGCAGUAGGCCAAACCGUCGGUAUUGAGAUGCAGCGACGUUUCGGUCGGUGUCUGCUUGAGCUCGGAGGUAACAAUGCGCUUAUCAUCAACGAAGACGCGCCACAGGAAAUGGCUCUCGAUGCCGCAUUUUUUGGCUGCAUUGGCACCGCAGGCCAACGUUGCACAACGACUAGACGGUUGAUUAUUCAUGAAAAAUUAUACGACAGUUUUGUCCAGAAGCUAAUCAAACGAUAUACUAAUCUGAUGCAACGUGUCGGGCAUCCGUUGGAUCAGGCUACGCUUUACGGACCGGUACAUAACCAGCAGGCGGUAGACAAUUACAAGCAAACUGUGCAGGAAGCAGUUUCCCUUGGUGGUAAAAUAGAAUGCGGUGGUAAAGUUAUUGAGCGACCUGGAUUUUACGUGGAACCGACCAUUAUUUCCAAUUUGCCACACGAUGCUCCUGUUGUUAGGCGAGAAACGUUCGCACCGAUUGUGUAUGUUUUCAAGACCAAGAAUUUAAAAGAAGCAAUCAGCUGGAAUAACGAAGUGGAUCAAGGACUUUCCUCCUCACUUUUCACCAAUAACAUUCAGUCUGCUUUCGAGUGGAUAGGAGAGAAUGGUUCUGACUGUGGCAUAGUAAACAUUAACACUUCACCUUCUGGUGCUGAAAUCGGAGGAGCCUUUGGUGGGGAAAAACACACCGGAGGUGGACGAGAAUCUGGAUCCGAUGCCUGGAAACAGUAUGCCCGUCGUUCAACAAUUACUGUAAAUCAUUCUAAAGAUUUGCCGCUGGCACAGGGACUAGUUUUUGAAUAA